Porites lobata is the source of this 785-nucleotide messenger RNA. The record is from the annotation of a GenBank genome assembly. NCBI's taxonomy places the organism in Eukaryota, Metazoa, Cnidaria, Anthozoa, Scleractinia, Poritidae.
AUGUUGCAGCAGCUAACACUUGUAGCCCUUUUACUGGGUAUAUACGGGGUGUUAGCGCAUGCCGUUGACGUCAAAGAAUCAACCAAAGUAGAAGAUGAGGCAUAUGGAUAUUGUCCUCCAGGAUACUGGUGCAAGAAGAAGCGGGAGUUUGACAGUGCUGAAUGCCCACGGGGAUUUUUGUGCCGGUCAAAAAGAAGCUAUGGAUGCCCCCCGGGUUAUUGGUGCCGGAGAAGUGAACUAGUGGUAGAUCGCGAGACCAAUCCAGAAGACUGCGGAGAGGGGUUAGUAGCAGUUAUUCAGUACAUUUUUGUAACAUCAGAAGAGUAAAUCGCGCCUUCUAAUUGGUAAAUUACCCAUUUACUAUUUACCCUUGGGUGAAUACUGAGGAAAGCUGGCGCGCGAUUAAAGCCGUGCGCGUGACUUAUUGGGCGACCAUAUUUUGCUUUUUCCUCAGAGUUUUAAGAAAUAAGAAAAAUAGGACGGAAAUUUCAAAAGCUGUGUUGUUUUUGUUUCGUAGUAAAUGGUGCAGGAUAAGCAAAACGAUGAUAAGUGAGCCUCGUUCUAUGGGUUGUCCCCCUGGUUACUGGUGCAGAAAGAAGAGAUCAACCGAUAUCCUGUCGGAAAGAAAUUGCCCUCGCGAUUUCCACUGCGAUAGCAAGAAAGAAGCUGAUGCUGGCUGCCCCCCAGGGUACUGGUGUAAAAAGAAGAGGGACAUGAUAGAAACACCGACAAAGAAAAGUGAAUGCCGCAGGGGGAUGUGGUGCAAGAAACAACUCCCAUCUUAA